Saccharomyces paradoxus is the source of this 528-nucleotide messenger RNA. RefSeq names its product calcineurin regulatory subunit B (gene CNB1). The coding region runs from base 1 to 528 and encodes 175 amino acids. The transcript is spliced from 2 exons. NCBI's taxonomy places the organism in Eukaryota, Fungi, Ascomycota, Saccharomycetes, Saccharomycetales, Saccharomycetaceae. Gene Ontology annotation, molecular function: calcium-dependent protein serine/threonine phosphatase regulator activity; calcium ion binding. The record is from RefSeq and is a predicted model, not a curated record.
AUGGGUGCUGCUCCUUCCAGAAUUGUGGAUGGUCUUUUAGAAGAUACAAAUUUUGACAGAGAUGAGAUAGAAAGGUUAAGGAAGAGAUUCAUGAAACUGGACAGAGAUAGCUCUGGUUCUAUUGAUAAAAAUGAAUUCAUGAGCAUUCCUGGCGUUUCGUCGAAUCCUCUUGCCGGACGUAUAAUGGAGGUUUUCGAUGCUGAUAAUAGUGGUGACGUGGAUUUUCAAGAGUUUAUCACAGGGUUAUCUAUUUUUAGUGGGCGAGGGUCCAAGGACGAAAAGUUAAGAUUCGCCUUCAAAAUCUACGACAUCGACAAGGACGGUUUUAUAUCGAAUGGUGAGUUGUUCAUCGUGUUGAAGAUUAUGGUAGGUUCUAAUCUGGACGAUGAACAACUACAACAGAUAGUAGAUAGGACCAUAGUGGAAAAUGACAGUGAUGGCGACGGACGCUUAAGUUUUGAAGAGUUCAAGAAUGCUAUCGAAACCACAGAAGUGGCCAAGAGUCUGACAUUACAAUAUGAUAUCUGA